This is a messenger RNA of Lachancea meyersii CBS 8951, 768 nucleotides long. The record is from the annotation of a GenBank genome assembly. NCBI's taxonomy places the organism in Eukaryota, Fungi, Ascomycota, Saccharomycetes, Saccharomycetales, Saccharomycetaceae.
AUGGUCGCCCAAGAAUUCAGCUACAAAGAGAAGCCAGACACCCUCGUUCUUUUCGACGUGGACGGAACUUUAACCCCAGCCAGACUCACCGUUUCUGAUGAGGUCAGAGACACCUUGAUUCAGCUAAGAAAGAAGGUUGUCAUUGGGUUUGUCGGUGGAUCAGACUUGAGCAAACAGUUGGAACAAUUGGGUCCUAACGUUUUGAACGAGUUCGACUACGCUUUCUCCGAAAACGGUCUAACCGCCUACAGAUUGGGAGAAAAAUUGGCUUCUCAGUCCUUCAUCAACUGGAUUGGCGAAGAGGAAUACAACAAGCUAUCCGUGUUCAUUUUGAAAUACCUAUCUAACAUCGAGUUGCCAAAGAGAAGAGGUACUUUUUUGGAGUUCAGAAACGGUAUGAUCAACGUGUCGCCAAUCGGUAGAAACGCCUCCACCGCCGAACGUAACGAGUUCGAGCAAUACGACAAACAACACCAGAUCAGAGCCAAGUUCGUCGAAGCCUUGAAAAAGGAAUUCUCCCACUUGAAGUUGACCUUUUCCAUCGGUGGCCAGAUCUCCUUCGAUGUCUUCCCUACUGGCUGGGACAAGACUUACUGCUUGCAACACGUCGAGCAGGAUUCGUUCAAGGAGAUCCACUUCUUCGGUGACAAGACCAUGGUUGGUGGUAACGACUACGAGAUCUUCACUGACGACAGAACCAUCGGACACACCGUGCAAACUCCAGACGACACUGUCAAGAUCCUGCGCGAGCUUUUCAACUUGCAGUAA